Molecule: messenger RNA, 816 nt
Organism: Chrysochloris asiatica (Cape golden mole)
Lineage: Eukaryota; Metazoa; Chordata; Mammalia; Afrosoricida; Chrysochloridae
Product: olfactory receptor 18-like
Exons: 1
Coding region: 1-816 (271 amino acids)
Biological process (GO): G protein-coupled receptor signaling pathway
Cellular component (GO): membrane
Molecular function (GO): olfactory receptor activity; G protein-coupled receptor activity
Source: RefSeq, a predicted model, not a curated record
AUGUGUGGAAACCUGCUCAUCAUCCUGGCAGUCAGCUCUGAUCCCCACCUCCACAAGCCCAUGUAUUUCUUCCUCUGCAACCUGUCCUUGGCUGACAUUGGCUUUGUCUCCACUAUAGUCCCAAAGAUGCUGAUGAACAUCCAGACACAGAGCCAAUCCAUCACUUAUUUGGGAUGCCUAAUACAAGUGUCCUUUACUUAUCUCUUUGCAUGUCUGGACAAUCUGUUCCUUACUGUGAUGGCUUAUGACCGGCUAGUGGCUAUUUGUCACCCCCUUCACUACACAAUGAUCAUGAACCCCAGGCUCUGUGGCUUGUUAGUUAUGGUAUCUUUCCUUAUCAGCAUUCUGGAAUCCCAGCUACAUAUUUUAAUGGUGUUACAACUUACUUUCUGCUCAGAUGUGACAGUCCCUAGUUUCUUCUGUGACCCUCCACAACUCUUCAACCUUGCUUGUUCUGACACUUCCACCUAUACCAUACUGAUGUAUUUUUUUGGUGUUAUCUUUGGUGGUGUUCCAGUCUCUGGGAUUCUUUUCUCUUACAUUCAAAUUAUUUCCUCCAUUCUGAGAGUCUCAUCUUCAGGUGGGAGAUAUAAAGCCUUUUCCACCUGUGGCUCUCACCUAUCAGUUGUUUGUUUAUUUUAUGGAACAGGACUUGGGUCGUACUUCAGUUCAGCUGUCAAAUCUUCUGCCAGGAAUGGUGCAGUGGCCUCAGUAAUGUACAGCAUUGUAACCCCCAUGCUGAACCCCUUCAUCUACAGCCUGAGGAACAGGGACAUAAAAAGAGCUCUAAGGAGAUGCCUCAGUAGCACAAACUAA